CAGACUUGCCCAUCCCUAAAUGACAGGUAAUGUUUGUAUCUGUCAUAUACAUGGUUCAGUGUAACUCAAGUAAACACAGCGACAUUUCGAGCAACGAUAUCACUCGGUUCGUCCACGUAAUAUUUCGACAUGGGCAACUGUUGCGCUUCCUGUUACAAAGAACAGUCGUCAUACGAAGAUCUUACUCCUGAUCGGGAGACUAUGCGAAGGAGGCAAGUUGAAGCAGCAGAAAGAAGAAUAGCGGAGCAGCAACAACGAGGUAUAAAAAAUAUAGAUGUUGUUAAAAGACAGCAGAAGUUAACGCUGGAACGUGAGAGGCGAGAACAAGAAGCUGCUGCCAGCAAUACACAACCUAAGUUAAAAUGGCAGGUGAACUAAAUUGUGGAGAGGUACUGUUUAUAUAUAUAUAUAUAUAUAUACCGCAUACAUUUAAUUGCAAGAUGUUAAAUAUAUUUAAAAGAAGUAUGUCUAAUUGGAUGUGGUGAUACAGGGAUUUCGUGUUAUUAACAACAUGUCACGAUCACACAAGUGCAAUCUUAUCUUGUACAAUUUAAGAAUUCACAGAAUUAAUUUAUAAGAGUUAGCGAGUUUUUAAUUUAAACAUCACGUCAUCUGAAACCAAACGGUUGAUACUAACGUUUGUCUUUGGCUAGCUUAAUUUGCAUCACAACACUUUUAUAAUGAGUGUGUUCUGAGAGACACAAUUGAUAUGUUGCGUUUGUUGAGAAAUUUUAUAUCACAUUUGAAAUUUCACUCAACUUCAUUCAACUUCUGCUUAAAUCUAUUAAAUACAUAAUUGUCCAUUUUCUUAUUCGGUGACAUAUUUAUGGAGAAUAUGUAUGAUAUAUUGUUGAAUAAUUUAUUUGUAACGUACACACGUAUAUAAAGAUAUAUAAAUUAUAUAUUUACAUAUUUAUAUGUUUGCAAUUUUACACAUGCAUAAUUAUAAAUUAUAGCUAAAUAGAACAGCAAAACAAAGAAGUAUUUUAAUCCAUUGUUAGCUUUACUUUUAACGAAAAUGUACUUUCGUGAUAGCCAGGUUUCAAAUUUUUUAUUUUAUCGGUGUGCCUAUAUUUUAAAAAAUGUCUGUGUGUGCACUGAGAAAUAAGACUAAAAAUGAGUCAUGAUAUAAUCACUUAUACAUGAAGAUUUAUAUAUAUUGAGCUACAUUUGAUAUUUGUAAUAUUUGAUAAUUGUGAUAUAUGAAAGAGGUAAUUCCCCAAUUAAACUCUAAUAUUAUAUUUAUAUCUGUAAUAUAUUGUAUUUGGAAAUAAUACAAAAUAUACAUUUACUAUUAGAAUAUUACUACUAUUAUUAUAUUAUGUUACAUAUAUUGUAAAGCAGCAAUAUGCUGCAUGGUAAAUGUACAAAUGUAUCAGAAAUUACAAAGAUAUUGAAAUGAUGUUUCAAUAUAUUUUUUAUUCAUUCGAACGUGUCUUUUGCAUUAAAUUUUGCAUAUAUUAGAAAAAUCUUAAUAUAUAUAAAUUACGAUUUAAUAUAUAUAUAUGUAUAUAUAUAUAUAUGUAUAAUUUAUCUUAUAUAAUUCUCUCUCGUCACAAAAAUUAUGUACUAAAGAGUGAAACUUCUUGUUAAUACAAUUGUACAGAACGCUGAACGACAUCAUAUGGAAUGUUAUUAUUAAAAUGCUGAAAAUGA
Molecule: messenger RNA, 1656 nt
Organism: Dinoponera quadriceps
Lineage: Eukaryota; Metazoa; Arthropoda; Insecta; Hymenoptera; Formicidae
Gene: Svip
Exons: 3
Coding region: 130-378 (82 amino acids)
Biological process (GO): negative regulation of VCP-NPL4-UFD1 AAA ATPase complex assembly; negative regulation of retrograde protein transport, ER to cytosol; positive regulation of autophagy
Cellular component (GO): endoplasmic reticulum membrane
Source: RefSeq, a predicted model, not a curated record